AUGCGGUUUUCCUAUCUUUCAUCGCCAGCUGUCCUAUUUCUAUUACCAGCCAUUUCGACUGCUGUCGCCGAUCUUUCACCGAACAAUGGAGUCUCCACGGACCAAGGUCUCGCACCACGCGAUUUUGCGACGCCAGAUCCAAUUGUUCCCGAUAUAGACGGACUUGCCCCCAAGGCUACCCCCAAAGGGACGCUGGACGCCCCAUUCGAUGGAAAAGAUGGUCGGCCUCACGCUGGUCCGUGGGUCGAAACGAAUGCUGAGCGAGACCGCAAAAAGGCGGGUACGGUCAAGACUGCGGAGGAAGGUUCGGGGCCUGAAACGAAACCGGCCGAUCAUCAACAUGUGGGACCGGACGGGAAACCGAUCCCUCAUUCGAAUGACGGCGUGAUGGACGAUCCGCACCGGACGGGUCCCAAAGAGGGGACUCGGGGCACGGAGGGUGGAGUGUCCGAAAAACUGAAGGGUAAUACUCUAGCCGGAGAGAAGAUACCCGAUAGUCCAAAGGAAGCGCCUCCUCUGCCUCAUAGUGAACAGCAGAAGCUGCCGACGUCGGAGCAGACCGAGGAAGGCAAAGAGGCAAAGGGCUCAAGUGGCAGUUCGAACCUGGGCGUGCUUGAGAAACCAGGUGACUUGCCAGAAAAACCACACGAUAUCCCUCUUCCCAAAUCGCCAGCGACUGUGAGCGAUCAUCCUCUUGGCCUCAACGCCGAUGGCGCAUCCUCGAAAACUGGUACAAAUUCUGGAGAACAGGGCGAAGGCUCGGCAUUCCACUCACUUCUUUUCUCCUUUACGAUGAUCGUGGUCUCCGAGAUUGGCGAUAAGACUUUUCUGGUGGCUGCCCUCAUGGCCAUGCGACAUCCGCGCUUGCUUGUUUUCUCGGCGGCAUUCUCUGCGCUCAUUGGCAUGACGGUGCUCUCGGCUAUCCUGGGACAUGCAGUGCCGACACUCAUUCCCAAGUCUUUCACCAAGUUUUUGGCAGCUGUGCUAUUCAUUGUCUUCGGACUGAAGAUGCUCAAGGAAGGCCGUGAGAUGUCGCCGGAUGAGGGCGUCGGUGAAGAAAUGAAGGAAGUCGAGAUGGAACUUGAGGAGAAGGAGCAAGAGCAGCUGCGCAUGAGCCGGCGCCGCUCCUCCGUAACGCCUCAUUCUUUGGAAGCUGGCCGUUUUGGUGGACGUCGCAAGUCUCGCUCAUCCACCAAUCGCUUCCCGUCGCCCCCUGAGAGUAUUUCAUCGUCUUCCUCGCGAUCAUCUUCGCCAGGACCUGGUCGCCGUUGGAGCGACAUCUUGACUGGAAUAAACAAUCUUUUCUCGCUUCUUCUCAGCCCUGCAUGGGUACAGACUUUUGUUAUGACCUUCCUAGGGGAAUGGGGCGAUCGGAGUCAGAUCGCGACCAUUGCCAUGGCUGCCGGACAGGACUACUGGUGGGUGACGGUUGGUGCCAUCUCCGGCCAUGCUAUUUGCACUGCUGCGGCAGUCAUUGGAGGUGCUGCUAUUGCUGGCAAAGUCAGCAUGCGGGUUGUGACGCUUGGUGGUGCUACGGCAUUCUUGAUCUUUGGAGUCAUUUAUUUCAUAGAAGCCCUUUACUAG
Aspergillus thermomutatus is the source of this 1584-nucleotide messenger RNA. RefSeq lists its product as uncharacterized. The record is from RefSeq and is a predicted model, not a curated record. Bases 1 to 1584 code for a protein of 527 amino acids. Gene Ontology annotation, cellular component: fungal-type vacuole membrane; Golgi apparatus. Gene Ontology annotation, biological process: calcium ion transmembrane transport; Golgi calcium ion transport; manganese ion transmembrane transport. The transcript is spliced from 3 exons. Lineage: Eukaryota; Fungi; Ascomycota; Eurotiomycetes; Eurotiales; Aspergillaceae. Gene Ontology annotation, molecular function: calcium ion transmembrane transporter activity; manganese ion transmembrane transporter activity.